Messenger RNA from Phytophthora sojae, 2100 nucleotides. RefSeq lists its product as hypothetical. The record is from RefSeq and is a predicted model, not a curated record. NCBI's taxonomy places the organism in Eukaryota, Oomycota, Peronosporomycetes, Peronosporales, Peronosporaceae. The transcript has 6 exons. Bases 1 to 2100 code for a protein of 699 amino acids.
AUGAAAUGGGAGGACGCACUAUCUCGGAUACUGGAGCAAGAAGACAAGAGAAGAACAAAGCUAAGAGCCCAAAAGGCAAUGCUGGAUCAGGUGGCAUCCUGUGCCAUCUUCAAGUGCACGCACGAAAUGAAUGGGAAGAGGUUUUUAAUCUCUGUUUACACCCGGAACGCUCGUGGAUACGAGUUAGAAGGUCUUCGCAUCGUGGCGUAUGAUCCCAGAUCGUCCGCUGCAUUCACGAUGGUAAUGACACUGCGCGAGUUCAACUCGCUUGGUUAUGGUCAAACCAGUGAAGGAUUGGGGGCGUUUUGCAAGUGGCUCUGCCUGUUGUACGAGAAGCGGCGGCGACAGUUCCGACUCGUCUGGUCUGGAGCGCCCUGUCCUCCUCCACUUCGAGUGCGUGAACACGAUCAAUCUCUCAUUUGCGUUCACAAAGAAGGCGUUAAAAUUGCCGCGGACAGCUACGCACUAGUGGCGGUAUACUUGAGGACGGACAACCCGUCCGUUGUGCGAUUUGUAGUGGGCGCUUGGCAUGGACACGAGUUUCUGCUUACGGAACACGCUGUAAAGGCUCGUGACUUGAUUAUUAAUUCUGACUUGGACGCCCAUGGAAUAGGAAUUCGUGUUUAUUCGAGUGAAAUUGUGGUGAACCGAGUGCGGUAUUCCGUCCGCGUGCACGACACAAACGAGAACGAGUACACUGUGGAGCUCACUCCAAAGCCGAAAAAGCGCGAGACGCUAUCUUCGGGUACCCACCGAUUAAGUCUUCACAAGCGCAGGAUAAACCCGUACGAUGUUCAGCUUUCAUCGUCGAAUUUUGCAGAUUUGUUGUCUUUGACUCGCUUCGAGCAGAUUCCGUCUCGAAAGGCAAAGCUCAAUGAUGACGAUAGUGAUGGUCUUGAGUGGAAAGCUACUGUUUCCCCCAAAUGGGCUGGGAAGCUGGCCAACUACGUUCGAGUCUUCCGUCUCGCUAAGUACGCGUGUAAAGUCGGUGGUGUCUUCAGCUUCAUCAAGGUCUUUGUCGUCCAGCAGAAGGCCGAGUUUCGUGCUCAUUUGCUACUGGAAGUCACGUGGUUAAGCCCUACGAAUAUAUCGUCUCUGUGCUCAGUAGGUGGGGUGGAGGCGCCACAGUCAAUACGUAUCCCUGUAUCCGAGUACCUUCGCUGCGUUAAUGCGUCACGUCGUAGUGCGUUUGAAUACGCCACGAGCUGCUCCAAUUGUGCUAUGAUCCAGUAUCAGCGAUUGCAUGCGAUUAAAGAGCUCGUCAUUCGUGCGGGAAAUUCUGCAUCCGAGUCAGUGGAGUUCAUUUAUCAUGCCUAUUGUAACGUCUGUAAACGCUUGGCCCCACCGAUUGUGCUGGUGUUGGGAUCUGCAUCUACAGGAGCAACUCCGUGGUUAUUAUCACUCCUUGGACACUACUUUUCGUGCUUUGACUGCAUUCAUGAGGAGGGGCUUCACGUGCGGGAUACGCUUCUGCAAACGACUACACGGGACCAAGUCGUCGUGCUCUGUAACGCGGACUGCGGAGUUACAGUGGCAAGCGCCAACUUGUUCGUGAAUGAAUUGCACUGGUGGCUUUAUCCAGAUAACAGCGAACUCCCCUGUCACGUAGCGUACAUCGCGCUUCAUCAUGCGGCAUGUCAAGUGGCAGAGCUUGGCCCAGUGCAUCUGGAGGAUGCAGGAGAUGAAGCCACCGAUCGUGCGUCGGCUUUCGACGCUUAUCUGGUAGCAGAGGCGGUGUUGGUGGAGGCCACGCGGGUGCUGCUACAUCCAGACUACCCGUGGCCGAAGCCCCGUAAGAUCGUUGGCGCGUCCAGUUGGAGCGCGGCGUGCAGCUUCCUACUCGAUCCGGUUCAACUGAGUGCGAACCUGCAGCAGUGCGAUGUCCUACAACUGAGUACAACGACGGCGGAGGUGCUGGCGGCGUAUUUCACACACGCGAAGUGGCCCCACGACUACCCGAACGUCCGACCUUUCUUCUACGGGCUCUUGGCGUUCAUGCUGCACGUGCAACACCAAGAAGUACUAGCGGAGAACACCAGCGUCUUGGACAUCUCACACCAAAGCCACGACACAGAAGUAUUGGAGACACUGACGUUGUGA